GGUUAAAACAUAAUUUGAAGCGUUUUCAUUGGACGUAAACAAACUCACCUCAGCCGUUACCUGUCAGACAAAACUAUGGGUAAACCCCGGUAGUCCGCGUGAGUGUGCAGCAUGGCUGAAGAAGGCGAGAAGAAACGAAUUCUCGAAAUGGUCCAAGCCGAUGGUUCUGAUGAGGGCAGUGUGACAUUUGUGAUGCAUGAUGAAGACCAUACCCUGGGCAACUCUCUGCGAUAUAUGAUCAUGAAAGACGAGUCUGUUGAGUUUUGCGGCUACACCAUCACCCAUCCAUCAGAGAACAAGAUAAACUUUCGGAUUCAGACACGAGAUGGAACUCCAGCCGUUGAGUCUCUGAGGAAGGGCCUGACUCAGCUCCGGGAUGUUUGUCAACAUGUUCUCACCACUUUUGAGAUCUCACAUUAAAGAGCACUUCAAAUAACCAGUACCACUACACACAGGCUCUUUCUUUUGGUACAUCAGGAGUCUGAUCCAAAAUGUGUGAAAAUCUUCAGAUCCAGGAAAGAUUCGGAGCGGCUUGGGGGGAACGUCACAUCUUAUGUUCGAUGUAUGCAAAGACGAGCUUUGAUGUUGUUCGGGUUAUUGUAGGAGCACUUUGAUGAAGCUGGGAUCACGUGACAGUCACCGCAUGACCACAAAAUGGAUAAUUUUCCUGGAAAACAACCAAUGUCUUUGUUUAACCGAGCUAAGACAGAUUAAUGAGACAUAAAGCAUUUGUCUCUUACAAGUGUCUAUACAUUGGCGCAGUUUCCUUAAGAAACAUACAAAUUCAUAUGCAAUGAAGUAAAGUUGAAACCAAGCAGUUAACCGCCCCCAAAGUGGUGGAAUUUAUCAAGCAACAUUUUCUGAAAAAAAUGAGUUAAAGUCAAAACCAUCACAUUGAAUUUUAAUGGCCCUGAACCGGUUGCCAGCCAAUCGCAGGGCACACAUAGACACACGACCACUCGCACUCCAUCUGGGCAAUUUGGACUGCUCAAUCAGCCUAUCAUGCAUGUUUUUGGGAUGUGGGAGGAAACCAGAGUGCCCAGAGAAAACCCACGCAGACACAGGGAGAACAUGCAAAUUCCACACAGGGAGGGCCGGAGGUGGAAUCAAACUCACGCCCUCUGAACUGUGAGGCGGACAUGCGGUAGAGGGGGGGCAGGAGUAAUUGAUUGACAAAACAAUUUUGUAGUUCAACCAAAAAUAUACUAAACACUUUGAUACCUAAACACUUAAAUGAUAUUUCAUAGUAAUGUUACCCUUAAAAACCAAUUGGCUUAUUUAUUUUGGAAAAAAGUCUGUACACAGUGACAAAUAAGUACAUUUACUUGAACACUUCAGGCUAAACUUUGAUUUUCCCCAACAUAGAAAAAUAUCGGACUCGUGAUCCAAAUAAUACUUGAAAGGGAUCACUGUCAUCUUCCUUAAGCGUCAGCGAGCACUGCUCAGAUGGCGCUUUUUGAACCCAUGACGGGGCCUCUCAGCAAGAGACCCUUGUGUCAUCGUUGUCGCAACUCAAGCUGAAUGUUCUCUUGUAUUA
Syngnathus typhle (broad-nosed pipefish) is the source of this 1537-nucleotide messenger RNA. It is a transcript of the gene polr1d, whose product is annotated as RNA polymerase I and III subunit D. Gene Ontology annotation, cellular component: RNA polymerase III complex; RNA polymerase I complex. Gene Ontology annotation, molecular function: protein dimerization activity; DNA binding; DNA-directed RNA polymerase activity. The transcript has 5 exons. NCBI's taxonomy places the organism in Eukaryota, Metazoa, Chordata, Actinopteri, Syngnathiformes, Syngnathidae. Bases 112 to 420 code for a protein of 102 amino acids. The record is from RefSeq and is a predicted model, not a curated record. Gene Ontology annotation, biological process: DNA-templated transcription.